This is a messenger RNA of Myiozetetes cayanensis, 901 nucleotides long. It is a transcript of the gene ERG28, whose product is annotated as ergosterol biosynthesis 28 homolog. Gene Ontology annotation, molecular function: protein-macromolecule adaptor activity. Gene Ontology annotation, cellular component: membrane; endoplasmic reticulum. The transcript has 4 exons. NCBI's taxonomy places the organism in Eukaryota, Metazoa, Chordata, Aves, Passeriformes, Tyrannidae. The record is from RefSeq and is a predicted model, not a curated record. The coding region runs from base 38 to 460 and encodes 140 amino acids.
ACGGGCCGGGGCCGGGGCCGGGGCCGGGCGCGCGAGGAUGAGCCGGUUCCUGAGCGUGCUGCGCAGCUGGCUCGUCAUGGUGUCCGUCAUCGCCGCCGGGAACACCCUGCAGAGCUUCCGCGAUCACGGCUUCCUCUCGGAGAAGCUGUACACCGCCAGCCCCGGCCUCGUGAACGGGCUCCAGGCUCGGACCUUCGGCGUCUGGACUCUGCUGUCGUCGGUGAUCCGCUGCCUCUGCGCCAUCGACAUCCGCAACAGGACCCUUUAUCACAUCACGCUCUUUACCUUCUUUUUGGCCCUUGCUCACUUCCUCUCCGAGGUCUUCAUUUACCGCACUGCAGCCUUGACAAUUGGAGUUAUGGCACCCCUCAUGGUAGCAAGUUUUUCUAUUAUGGGGAUGCUGAUUGGGCUGCAGUACCUGGAGGUAGAAGCACUGUCACAAAACAAGAAGAAAAACUGAAGAUGAAGGCUCUUUAUAGGUCAGCGUCAUCUUCUGUCUUCACUGCCAGACUUCAACUAAAGCUCGGCUGAACUUCUCCAGGACACCAGUCCCAGUGGUGGAUCAGUGUUGGACUCUGUCAAUCACUGUUCAUUACCAAGUCUUUUUUUCUUGUCCGUGCAACAUUACAACUGACUGAUGUCAAAGAUGCAAAGGAGUUUGUGUCAGGCUUGUGGGGGGCACUUGGUGACUGACUCCCUGGAUAGAGGCAAAGUCUCAGGCAUGCCCAGUGCACUAAGGACUUCUCUCCCACUGUAACUGUAGGGAGAAGGUGCAGGGCUACCCAGGAUUCACUGAACACUUUGGACCAGAGAGAGAGAAUAGGUGCUAUCCUUGGCACUGCUGUGUAACUUGCAUGUGUGUGUUUGUCAGGGGCCAUUUCUAAUAAAUGACAAAACUGCA